AGAAGUUUAGAGGUAAUGUUGGUUAAAGUAAUUUCUCUGUGGUUUUCAGAAGAGGACCUGUCGCCCUUCUUGUAUGAUGCUGGUUCGCGCUAUGUUUUUGUUGGUGAUGCCAGUGGGAGAAUAACUUUACUGAACUUGAAUCAAAAUGGUGACCAAGCGGAAUGUCGUGUGGUCAGAGAAUUACGCGGUCAUGAACAAUCCGUCACUUGUUUAUCGUGGGAUAGUGUCAAGUCGCAUUUGUUCUCCAGCAGCUCCGAUAAAUCGGUCAUUCUUUGGGAUAUUGGAGGAGCAAAAGGGGCAGCAAUGGAAUUACAAGGACAUACGAAAGAAGUUUCAUCCGUUUUAUGGUGGCCCGGUGGAAAUGCUUGUGUUGCCGCAGCCGCUGCCAGAGACCAAAGUCAAUACGAAGGAUUGGCAGUGUCUGGUGGCCACGACGGAUUGUUAAUCUUCUGGUACAUGGAUCCUUCUCGCGCGGAAACACCUAACUGGUCUGAAAGUGAUGUUUGCCAAAUAUGUGCUGCCCCUUUCUUCUGGAAUGUUAAAAAAAUGUGGAGCAUUAUGUCCGUCGGAGUAAGACAGCAUCAUUGCCGACGAUGUGGAAAGGCGGUAUGUGACAAAUGCUCACCUUUUCGUUCAACCUUGCCGGCUCUUGGAUUCGAACGAGAUGUCAGAGUGUGCAACACGUGUUGGCCUCUUCAUCCUUCUCUUUUAUCCAAAUGGGCGGCCGAAGGACAGCAAUCAAUGAUAGCGUUACUUUUCAGAAAAUCCUCGAAUACUGCGCUUGUAAACUGGGGGCCGUUAUCUGUGCAUGGUGUUUUAGUCACCCCAUAUAUUGCGAACUCAAACGCACUUUGUUGA
Molecule: messenger RNA, 858 nt
Organism: Echinostoma caproni
Lineage: Eukaryota; Metazoa; Platyhelminthes; Trematoda; Plagiorchiida; Echinostomatidae
Source: the annotation of a GenBank genome assembly